CGCCAUGAAGUGUCGUGCUCUACACCUGUGGUUCGCUGCGGCGUCGGCGGUACUGGUGUUGUCACAGCGCCGCGGGUCCCCCAGACAGGCUCCGGGAGUCGAUUCAGGAGAUGAAGAAUGUAGCGGAGUCUACAGGGGAGAUGUCGGCAGCAUCCUGUCUCCAGACUGGCCUCAGGUCUACCCAAACAACCGGUACUGUGUGUACCACGUGACGGUCACCCCGGGGAGGACGGUCACGCUCACGUUCAACACCCUGGAUCUACAGGACAGGAAGAAGAGGAGGGGAAAGAGGAAGAAGAAGAAGAAGACUGGGAGGUGCACUGACGGGCUUACUUUAUACGAUGGAGGACCGGGGAGUGCAAAAAAGGGAGAGACAUGUGGAAGUACCUCUAUGGAUCCAUUUACGUCAUCGGGUCACGAGUUGGUGCUGGUGUUCCGUAGUGACGGCUCUGUGCAGCGGAACGGCUUCAACAUCACGUACACAGCGAGCGGCUGUGGAAACCCUGCCAUUCCCAGAGUGCAGUGGGUCGUUCCCGGAUCCCGGGUUGUGGGAGGGACUGAAGCUGAGCCUGGCAGCUGGCCGUGGCAGGUGUCUCUUCGCCCAGUUGAUGACGAGACCUGGCACUUCUGUGGAGGUUCCAUCAUCAAUGAGGAGUGGGUGGUGACGGCAGCCCACUGUGUGGACGGUGAUUACAAGCCGCUGGUUGUGGUGGGAGAACACAGCCGGACAGACCCGGGGGACGACCCGGAGAGAGCCGUGGUGGCCACCGCCAAAACCAUCAACCAUCCCGGCUUCGUCUGGUGGACCAUGGUCAAUGACAUAGCCUUACUCAAGCUCGCCUCUCCGCUGACCUUUAGCGACCGCGUGUCUCCAGUUUGCCUGUCAGAUACCAGCAUGGUGACGUCACCAACCACUUUCUGCACUAUCACAGGGUGGGGCACCAUGGCCGAGGGUGGAGACUGCUGUCCCAACAAGCUUCAGCAGGCGGACGUGCCGAUAGUAGAGGACGACCACUGCGAGAACACGUACCAGAGGCUCUUCAGGCAGUCCCUCGGACUGGUCCCCAGGAUGCGCCCGGCGAAGCACAUCUGCGCGGGCUACACCGAAGGGGGCGUGGACAGCUGCCAGGGUGACAGCGGCGGUCCGCUGACGUGCCAGGCCCCGGACGGAACGUACUACCAGGCGGGGGUGGUCAGCUACGGCGAGGGAUGCGGUCAAGAGGACAUCCCUGGCGUAUACACCGAGGUCUCCUCUGUAUACGAAUGGAUUCGCCAAACCAUCGAAGAGAAUUGAAUCAUUUUU
Branchiostoma belcheri (Belcher's lancelet) is the source of this 1303-nucleotide messenger RNA. RefSeq names its product chymotrypsinogen B-like. The coding region runs from base 5 to 1294 and encodes 429 amino acids. Gene Ontology annotation, biological process: proteolysis. The record is from RefSeq and is a predicted model, not a curated record. Gene Ontology annotation, molecular function: serine-type endopeptidase activity. The transcript is spliced from 9 exons. NCBI's taxonomy places the organism in Eukaryota, Metazoa, Chordata, Leptocardii, Amphioxiformes, Branchiostomatidae.